AUGGAUCUUAAUAAAUGUAUUAAUCUAACAUAUUUAAAAUGUUUGAAUGCUUCGCAGAAUGAUAAUACGACUAACAGCGAAGGAAGUGAUAUUGAUUGGAAUACAGAUGAUGAUCUGGAGAUAGAAAAUGCAUCAUUCUCUUCUUGUUCGACCAAACAACUGGUUGGGGACCCUGGAGCGUCAACUUCCGCUGGCAAUACUUCUACGUCAACCUCCGGACUUAUUACUCACUUCAUGGGAAUGGGAUUCCCCAGAGACUUCAUAACAAGAGCACUAAAGAGAGAUGUAGUUCAGCCUAGGGAGAGCAAAGUAGCCUUUGACAAAUCCUCUACAAGUGCGAAAGACUCCACAACAACCUGCUGGUCCGGGCAAUGCCUUGUCUUCUACAAGAGAUUUGCUUCCAUGAUUGCCCAAGAGAUAAAAGCAAAACUGGCGCGAACAGCCACAGAGUCUAUCAAUAAGCCAGUACAUCAGUCUACCAAUGAUACAAGUCUUUCUCAUGCAUCACCUACUGAAGGUCUCUCUGAAGGUGACUCUGAAACUGAAAGUAGAAAUGAAGAAAGUCUCAGAAACAAUGAUAUUGAAACAAAUCAGAGAGAGGUUGAUGGUUAG
Fraxinus pennsylvanica is the source of this 612-nucleotide messenger RNA. NCBI's taxonomy places the organism in Eukaryota, Viridiplantae, Streptophyta, Magnoliopsida, Lamiales, Oleaceae. The record is from the annotation of a GenBank genome assembly.